Messenger RNA from Aquila chrysaetos chrysaetos, 6206 nucleotides. It is a transcript of the gene INPP5D, whose product is annotated as inositol polyphosphate-5-phosphatase D. Gene Ontology annotation, biological process: phosphatidylinositol dephosphorylation. Gene Ontology annotation, molecular function: phosphatase activity. The transcript has 28 exons. The record is from RefSeq and is a predicted model, not a curated record. Lineage: Eukaryota; Metazoa; Chordata; Aves; Accipitriformes; Accipitridae. Bases 91 to 3738 code for a protein of 1215 amino acids.
UGAGCUGAAGCUGCCUGAUCGUUACACAGAGACACACAGGCAGCUCUGGCAGCUCCUGUACUGGCAUUCAGGUUUCCUCCAGCUCCAGCGAUGGAUCAGUGCUGGUACCACGGCAACAUCACUCGCUCCAGAGCCGAAGACCUGCUCUCCAAAGUAGGCAAGGAUGGCAGCUUCCUUGUGCGGGCCAGUGAGUCAAUUGCUUCGGCAUAUGCACUCUGCGUGCUGUUCCGGAAUUGCGUUUAUACCUACCGAAUUUUGCCCGAUAAAGAAAAUAAGCUAAUUGUCCAGGCAUCAGAGGGUGUUCCUGUGAAGUAUUUCGAGAACUUGGAGGAACUGAUAGAAUUUUACAAGAAGGAGAACAUGGGUCUGGUAUGGCACCUCAAAUAUCCAGUGCCGCGGGAAGAAGAAGAGGCUGCAGAUGAACCAGAGGAGGAUGCUGACCUGGUACCCACGCCUCCUAUCCUGCCCCCACGCAACAUCCUCAUGGCAUUGCCGAGCAGCGAGACAAAGGAGGUAUCUUCUCUCCCUGAAAACUCCAGGGUGGCAGAUGUUAAUAAACUGUCCCUUUCUGAGACACUACUCCAGCGACUGCAGUACCAGGACACAAGCAGUGUCUCCGACGAGCAUCUUAAACUCAUCCAGGAUUACCUGCGAGUUCACAUCAUCAGUGACUUUGAGAUGGUGCAGACUGGCUCAAGCAGUCUUCCUCAACUGAAGAAACUACUUACACUUCUUUGCAAAGGACUCUUCAGUGAAGCCUCUAGGACUCUCCCGUCUUUGGAAUCCAUCCAGAAGGUGUUUGAACAGCAGCUGCACCCUGGUAUCCAUCAGCGCCCACAAAUUCUCAGUGAAGCUAGUCCGGUCAAUAUUGUGUUGAAACUCAACCAGCUGAUUUCUUUGCUGUCUUCCAUUGAAGAAAAGGUGAAAACACUGUUGAUUGAAGGUCCUGAUUCAACACACCGGCGCUCCCUUAUCCCCCCUGUAACUUUUGAGGUGAAAGCUGACUCCCUAGGAAUUUUCUCAAAAAUACAUCUCAAGGUUGAUGUGGAAAUGGGAAAACUGAUUAUCAAGAGAGCCAAGGAUGGUCCAGAAGACAAGUUUUAUACCCACAAGAAAAUCUUGCAGCUUAUCAAGUCCCAGAAGGUCCCUAACAAACUGGUGAUUGUGCUGGAAACAGAAAAAGAAAAAACGCAGCGGAAGGAAUAUGUUUUUUCUGAUUCAAAGAAGAGAGAAGGGUUCUGCCAACUUCUGCAGCAGAUGAAGAAUAAACACUCAGAGCAACCAGAGCCUGAUAUGAUCACCAUCUUCAUUGGGACCUGGAAUAUGGGUGCUGCACCUCCCCCAAAGAAGAUCACCUCCUGGUUUCUCUCCAAGGGGCAGGGGAAGACCCGAGAUGACACUGCUGACUACAUUCCUCAUGACAUCUAUGUGAUUGGCACCCAGGAGGAUCCCCAAGGGGAGAAGGAAUGGCUGGAGACCCUGAGGCAAUCCCUGCAGGAAAUCACCAGUAUCAGCUUCAAAGUGAUAGCAAUCCAUACGCUUUGGAACAUCAGGAUUGUUGUACUGGCCAAGCCAGAACAUGAGAACCGCAUCAGCCACAUCUGCACAGAUAACGUGAAGACAGGCAUCGCAAACACACUGGGUAAUAAAGGAGCUGUGGGGGUGUCAUUCAUGUUUAAUGGAACCUCCUUUGGGUUUGUUAACAGCCAUUUGACUUCAGGAAGUGAAAAGAAACACAGACGCAACCAGAACUACAUGAACAUCCUGCGCUUCCUGACACUGGGAGAUAAGAAACUGAGUCCGUUUAACAUCACUCAUCGCUUUACUCAUCUUUUCUGGCUGGGAGACUUGAACUACCGUGUGGAACAGCCCCCAACGGAAGCAGAGAAUAUUAUCCAGAAGAUCAGGCAGCAGCAGUAUCCAGAGCUGCUGGCUUUUGACCAGCUUCUCAUAGAGAGAAAGGACCAAAAGGUGUUUCUGCAGUUUGAGGAAGAAGAGAUUACCUUUGCUCCGACAUACCGUUUUGAAAGGGGUACCCGAGAGAAGUAUGCUUACACCAAGCAAAAAGCUACAGGGAUGAAGUACAAUUUGCCGUCCUGGUGUGAUCGAGUGCUCUGGAAAUCAUACCCCAUGGUGCAUGUUGUGUGUCAGUCCUAUGGCUGCACCACUGACAUCAUGACAAGUGACCACAGUCCUGUCUUUGCCACCUUUGAAGUGGGAGUCACGUCACAGUUUGUUUCAAAGAAUGACUCCAAGUACACAGAUUCCCAAGGGGAGAUAGAGCUCCUGCACUGCUACGCUACUCUGAAGACCAAGUCCCAGACCAAGUUCUACAUCGAGUUUCACUCUAGCUGCUUAGAAAGUUUUGUAAAGAGCCAGGAAGGAGAAAAUGAGGAUGGGAAUGAAGGGGAGCUUGUGGUAAAGUUCGUUGAUGCUCUUCCAAAGCUGACUCCAAUUAUAUCAGACCCAGAAUACCUACUGGAUCAACACAUCCUGAUCAGCAUUAAGUCAUCAGACAGUGAUGAAUCUUAUGGGGAAGGCUGCAUUGCUCUGCGAAUAGAAGCAACAGAAUCCUUAGUUCCUAUCCAUACUGUGCUGACACACCAUGGUGAGAAAACGGGGGUCUUCCAAGGUGAAAUCAAGUUACAAACAUCACAAGGAAAACAGAGAGAGAAACUGUAUGAUUUUGUCAAGAUUGAACGUGAUGAAAUUGCUGGGCAGAAACCAAAGAACAUCAGCAACUUAGAGCCUAGCAAAGACUGGGAUCAGACUAACAGAAAGUCAAAAUCUACUCAUCUGAUGGCCAGAGAAGCAGCAGCCAUUGCUCGCUAUUGGGGGAGUGCUUCCUCUUCUCCAGACAACCCGGGAAAGGAGGAUAUGUUACGCAGCUCCACUCCCACAGACAUUAGCAACCCCAACUACCUGGGGAUGGCUGCUUUCUCUCAGCAACCCUCUGCAACCAGCCAGCUUAAGCAGAUACCUUCACCAGACCAGUCACCUUCUCUCUGGAGCUACGAGCAGCAGCCCAAAGAGACUACCUCCGUAAUGGGACAGAGUCAGUCAUCCUCCACAUCACCCUCCUUGUCACCUCUAUCUCCAAAACCAACUCUCCAGCCUACAGUAAACAGAAGCAUUUGUAGUCGGAGUCAAGAGUACCUGCCACCUGAACUGGCGAAAAUCACAGCAGAACCUUUGCUUCAGGAGGAGGGACAGCAAAAGCCAGAGAUGUUUGAGAACCCACUGUAUGGCUCUAUGGGUUCUAAGGGCAAGGUGGCAUCAAAGAAAGAGCAGGACUACCCCAAGGCUUUGCGAAAAGAGCAGCCACCACUGCCUGAUCAGAGCUGUCAUCUCACAAAGUCACAGGAGCCUGAGAGCAGCAAGACCUCUGGCAAACAACCAUCACCACCCUUCCUGGUCCCCACACAGCGAUUUCGGUCCUAUACCUGCUCCAGCCAAUCUGAAGAAAAGAAUACAGGUGAAAAGACUCAAGGCAAACCAAAGAUGACUACAUCAUUAGAAAACUCAGCACCGCUCAAAAAACUAGUCAAGCCAUUGAGGUCUGAAGUCAGCCCAAGCACCCAGGGACAGCACAACAAGCCACCUCUUCCCUCGAAGAGCAGGGCAGUGCUGGACAUGCAGAACUCCAAGGGCCGAGACUAUCGGGACAGUUCAGAGCUGCCGCACUCUGGGAAGCAUUGGACAGAAGAGGGACCAGUUGGCAGGACAACUACAUCGUGAAAACGACACGGCAGAUGGCACCCUAGGAGGAAUCCUGAUGGGAAGAAAGAUGGAGAUUACUGCUUUGUUCACAUUGAUGCCCUCUGGUCUGGUUCUAAAAAGACUGGGGAUUUUUAUUUUUUAGGGUGUAUCGCUCUUUAUGAUUAUGGGAAUGUUCUAGCUGAGAAGUUUAUCCUAUGUUGCUCAGACCGAGAGGAGCCAGGACCACAAUACCAAAUGCAAAUUAGCCUUUUGUAGUGUCACUUUGGUACUUCUAUUAAGAGGCAGGUGGUUAAGUACAUGCAUUAGCAAAUAUUUUGAAAAAGAGGAAGGUACGGUGUAAGGACUAGGAGAUGGAAGGGGUGUAUUUAAAGACCCCCCUUUCUACAAAAGCAAAAUUUUUGUGUUACAGAAUUCCUAUUAAAGAGUGAUAUGUAAAAGAAAGCAUUUUGAAAGCGGUACAGCUCCAAAAGCCUGUCCUAUCCAUGGAGCAAGGAGUUAGGGGAGGGUGGGAAACGAGUUUGAAUAGCAGAUACUAUGUCACACAGACAGAUGACUGUCACACACUGUCAACGGAGCCAGCUUUGCCUCUACUGUGAGCUCCUAGGCUGCAUACAUGCAUUAUUCAUGUAGAGUGUGAGGGCUGGCCCUUGGCACUGUAGCUCUUUUUUUUUUCCAGCCGGUAAUGCUUUUGUACCCCUAACAAACAAAGGGAAAUAUCAGAACUACAUGCAGAAAUAGGAGAAUAGGCAGGGUCCAUAGGCAGCCUAGGAGUAUAGCUGCCUGAAGGGACAGACAGCAGUCAUUCCAGCCUGCCUUACAGCAAGCACUCUGCUUUUGAAGGACAGUGGCUGGCUGGUUUUGUAGCAUUCUUAAUAGAUUAAUGCUGACCUUACUGUACACUUUUGUUCAUUGACUGAGAAUGAAUAAUGUUAACAUGUAAUUUCUGUUAUAUUCAUCUUAAGUAUUAAUGCCAUGGUUACAAUUAGGCUAUGCCUGUUUGUGACUUAAUCAUUGCUAUUGUUUUCAUGUUGAUUACUUAAAAAUAAUAAAAAUCACCUUUCUGAUCAUUCUUUACUGAAAAUUCAAAACUGCCUGCCACAUAAUUCAGCUUUAGUUGGGUGUUACACCAGCUUGCUCAGUGGCAGUGGUCCCUGCCCAGAAGAAACACCAAAGACACCAAGGAGUGCUGGGAAGAUGCCACAAUGCCACUGCAAUAUUGUGACUGAGGAUGCAUCUGUCUGUGUGCACAGACCCUUCGUGUAUACAGCUGGUUUAAAAAUUCUAGCACCUGUUAGCAGGUACAGUUACUAUUUGUAUGAGUAUAGACAAUGUACAGUAAUUUUACUGGAGCAGAAGAGGCUGAGCAUAGACUUGUGAGAAUGGGUGGAAGAGGACAAUCUGUAAGGUAGAAAUAUUUUUAAAAUAGAGGUUUUUCUGCCAUGCAGGUUGGAGUUUCAAGGCAUCAUUACUGAAACACCUGGCUGUCUAACCUACAAGUCAGCAAGACAGGCCAUAAGCUUACAUUCCUCUUGCUUUAUUCAACAGAAUCCUCUCUGUGUAAUCCCCAUAAUUCAAUAGCUGUGGUAUUUCCUUGGCCCUGGGGAGCAUUUCACUUUUCUAUUCCAGAUUCCAGAGGAGCUUUUAUGGCCACAGAGUAAAACCUUCCUGGAGCAGUGAGCUUUCUGUCCAAUAUAGAGAGUUAGAUCAGUUCCCACUAAUUCUGUGGUGUGUUCAUGUAUGUUUGGAGAUGGAAAUGUGACAGGCUUUCUACAAAAAGUUUUAACUUAAUAAUGAGACAGGCUCAGAUUUUCUGUGAUGCUAGUGUUUAUCCACUGACUUCCUGAGCUGUAGAAAAGAAGGUAUAUUCCUCAAAGUUUGAAAAAUAAAAGCUUGAUAUAAAGCAAGGUAGCUUCUUGCAAAAAAUAUUCUCCUAAUUGGGAAAACUGCUUAAAGUUGGCCCAGAUUUGCAGAUAAGCAGAAUUUGAGAACACUGGCCUUACUAAGGCAUAAUAUAACAUCCAGGUACUUGAUCUGGCCUGUCCUUUAGAAAGGCAUAUUGCUGGGGGAGAAGAGAAGCUCUCUGCCAAGUUUCCAGAAGAAAAAAAUACAUUACUAUUCCCAUACUAAAAAUGCAUUACUUACCCAGCUCAAGAGCUGGGUAUGAAUUAUCACUUGUGACUCCAAAGAGAGUCUGAGUUAUUCUGUAUGACAGGAGUGAUGGCAAAUGCCACCACGCUUUUUGCAAGUGGAAAAUGUUCAAAAGAAAGCUUUGUAAAGAGCUUUCUAAGGCCUCUGCAGAAGAGACAGUUCUCAGGUGAGCAGCUUAGACAUAGAGUGGUAGAGAUGAGCUGGUGCAAAAAAGUAGUGGGACACUGUGCAAGUGCUUGUCUUUAUAGUAAGACUAGCUGUACCUUGAGAUGGUAGAGUUGAUAAUGCCAACUGUGGGAGCUUGCCAGAUGUAAAUAUUAGAAAACUGAAUUUAACAA